AUGGGAAUCCCCUAUUUAACCAGGCAUCUUCUCCCAUAUGCCGAGUCCGUUCUCCUAAACGGAAGCAGCUUGGACAGGCCGCAACAGGAUGUACCUCGAGUGCAGGCGGUGGUUAUUGAUGGACCCAGUCUGGUAUAUCAUGUCUACUACCGACUUCUGGCCUGGAUGGACUCCACACAAGAUGCGUUGGACAUCCAGCCCACCUGUAACGAGGUCAGUCGCGCCUUUGUGAACUGUCUGGUCGAAUUGAUUCGUCGGGGCAUUGAGAUACAACAGAUCUGUUUUGAUGGCGCCCUGCCCGUCUCCAAACGGGACACCCGGUUGUCUCGAAUUGAAAAAUCGAGACAUCGGUUGGAACUAACCCGUCGCGGGGUGAUUCCUUCCACGCAGGCGUGUCGGAAAGAGCUGUCGAUUCGGCCAGCGCAGUUGUGGAAUAGUCGCAAUAUCUCCGCUCGGUGGAGGAAUCUUCCCGAAAACCCCUUCAUGGUCUCAGCGGUAUUUGAAGAUCUGCGGUCCAGAUGGAACCGAGCCCGAAUACUAGAAGAAACCCAGUAUGAUGCCCCGUCAUUCAAGGGUUCCGAGUAUCCGUGGGCCAACAUCACAGUCAUGGUGGCGGGGGAGGCGGAUCGUGAGUGUGCCCGGGUGUCCAAACUAAAGGGAUCAACAAUCCUCACAAAUGACUCCGAUCUAUUGAUACAUGAUCUCGGGCCGCAAGGGACAGUGGUGCUGCUGAACUCGAUGCACAUGCCUGGGGAGACAGAUCUAUCUGGUUCCAGCAUUCCGGAGAUUCGGGGGUCAAGACUACACCCUAGAGAGCUUGCUCGCCGCCUAGAUAUUCAAAGCCUUCAACGAUUUGCCUACGAAUUGAAAUUGAACCCCCAGCUUGGCUUCUCGGAGCUACUUCGUCGGUCAAAAGAGGACAUCUCCUUGACUACACACCCGAAUGACUACCAUGAGUUUCUCCAGGAGUAUGAAGAGGCAGGCGAUCCGUCGGUCAUGAUCCCUGCUGGGCUGCGACUUCAAUCUCUCGACCCAAGGGUAUCAGAGCUUUUCUGCCAAUAUGAAAGCCCGGCUAUUUUUGGCCGUGAUGAGAUUCCUCAUAUCUACCUAGGGAUUCUCCACGAAGAUCAUGACCGGCGGUGUGCCUGGGAACAGGGUCGAGCCUACAGGGCACUUGGCUAUGCGCUGCUUAAGCUGUCUCGGUCAUCACCGCUUCAAUUUCCAAUCGUUCAUGAGUUUGUUCGUCGUGGCAGUCGGAUCGUGGCGGAACAAAUUACACUCCCUGGGUUCAAGACGGCGGCUUCUGACCUUUCUGCCUUGCAGGUACGUCUCAACCAGGCAAAGAGUGUCUUUGAUCCAACCUGUCCGUCAACAUUUUGGGUUCUAUUUGCCCUGUCCGAAAUAUAUCGCGACCAACGGAACCAAAGAAUGAUCCCAAGUGCGGCGCAGCUGGAACAGUUUCUGAUUAAGGGAUACAUGGGAACAACGACGGAUUGGGCCGACGUGCACCUUUUAGCCCAGAUCCAAGCCGUGCUAUAUUCCCUACGUAUGCUGCGGCAAUUUAUUAGCCUUGCGGCCAGCGAUGGUCUUUCCUUUCCAGCUCAGUCUGUCCUAGAAGAGCUACCGCCGCUCUAUCUUCUCCUGAGGUCUCGAGAUGAGUUUCUUCGAAGCUUUGUCGCGGAUAAGGACAUGAUUCAGCAUUCGGUCUUCCAGUUUUUUCAAUCCUACGCUUGA
Penicillium macrosclerotiorum is the source of this 1734-nucleotide messenger RNA. Its product is annotated as PIN and XPG domain-containing protein. The transcript has 2 exons. Lineage: Eukaryota; Fungi; Ascomycota; Eurotiomycetes; Eurotiales; Aspergillaceae. Bases 1 to 1734 code for a protein of 577 amino acids. The record is from RefSeq and is a predicted model, not a curated record.